This is a messenger RNA of Dermacentor albipictus, 2627 nucleotides long. Lineage: Eukaryota; Metazoa; Arthropoda; Arachnida; Ixodida; Ixodidae. The record is from RefSeq and is a predicted model, not a curated record.
UAUAAGUAGGUGGCAAUUUUCGGACGGUUGCAGGGGACGAACCAUGCGAAAAAAGAGAUCACGUGGAGCCUGAUGUGCACGCGUCUGCACUGGUCGUCGUCCCAGGAACGUUUCUGAAGCUAUGGAUAGCCUACAAAACAAAACUCGCCAAACAGACCAACCUGUUUCGACUUGCGGAAAUUAGUUUCUUCGGCACCGCGCGCUGCGUGCACUGUUCUAAGCACGUGCACGUGCUUCAUUGUCGCGCGCCGUCGCGCGAGGAGAAGAACGAGAAAAAGCCGUUCCCUUUCAUGCAGCUUUGCGAUGGCCCAUCCACGACAAGGCGCCAAGGUCCGUCGCCAGCCCCUCGAAGUGCGCCAGCCAGGCUCCCCCGCAUUAGGAGCAGGGUCACCGCCGUGGUCCGGCUCCCAGUCACCGCUGGAAGAGUUGGGUUCACCACCAGUCCUUCCGGCUGCCAUCGUUGCCCGCAGGGACCUCUAUAACGUGGCAAGCGCGUACGUAACACCCUCCUCUCAUUCUCGUGUUCCGGCAAGACACCGGCAGGGCGAGGUGAACCGGGCCUCGCCUCCUAUCCGUCCCGCGUCAGGAGCCGGGACGACGGACACGUCGCCUGUGCCACACUCGGGGACCGCUGAGAAUGCGCGGCGUUACGCCGGCUUUCCAGGAGUGCCGGCGUACGUGUUGGCGCCGGAUGUCAUAAUUUUCACCCCUCGCAGGACGUCGCCGCAGUUACAGGCGCGGUCAGCAGAACCGCUCACUGCAGAGCCACCGUCCGACAUUUCUGCUGCUGGCGCCGCAGAGACCACCGGUGACGAGUCGAGCCCAGCUCAGGCGCCCAUAAUACCGUCAUCGGGCGUCGAAAGUAAUUCCGAGGACCAGGCGGGGGGCAGAGCCAGGACUCGCCUCCGGUUCACGCAGGCCUGGGCACUCUGCGUCGUGACUAUCGGCAGGAACACGGCGCGUUCCCGCGCCUUUCCGGUCUCGACAGUUUCGUGGACACGCGUUCCGUCACCGCCGCAUGCGCCAGGAGCUAGCACCAGCUGGCCAGCCCUGCCGUCGAACUGUACCGAAGCACCGCAGCUACGCGUAAACCUGGCCGACUUUCAAUUUCAGCCCGAGGGGUCGUUCCAUCGGACGACGAAUCACACUGUUUUCUGCAUUUACAACGUUACCCGUUUCCUGCCAUUUUUCGAACAAACUGAGCAGACGUAUGCGCCGCAAAACAUGCCUCUCGAGUACUGCCGGAACAUCGUGUACUGGUCCAUGGCAGUGAGAGCUGACCAACCGGAGUCACGGGCCUCGGAGUUCGACGAAAAAUACGGCUUGGCCGUGCUGCGUGAGCUGCUCGAGUCGUCGCGCUCCUCGGGUCCAAAGAAGUUACUCGUGGCCCUCGGCGGGUACCAGAGUGAAAGUGUGCGCUUGACCGAGAUUGCGCGAGACCAGCGAAAGAUGGCCUCGUUCGUGAGGAACGUGAUAGCGGUGCUGAAAAAUCACUCGCUGGACGGCGUCGCCCUGCACUGGGUGCGUCCGGAAGCUGCGUGCCGCCUCCCCGGUCGUGACGAUGACCUGUUCACCGUGUCUGCGAUAGCGGGCGCCAUUUCAAAGGAGCUUUCACCGAACGCCAUCAGCCAAGGACUCGUCGCGCUGAUUUUGCCCGCUGACCGCGCCGUGGCAGGUCCGCUGGUCCAAGGGCUCGUGAACGCGGUCGACUACGUCAUCGUGGAGACGCACUUGCUGCCGUUGCCACGCAAGCCAUCGCGUAAACUAUGCACGGAAAUGGCCGACCAAGCGACCCUUUUCAUCGGGUGGCUUGGUCCUUUGACUCCAGCACAGGAGACGAAGGCAUGCGUUCCAGACCUUAGGUGUGUCAUGGUGUUUGGGGCAAAAUUUUGAUCCCCUCAAUACGUAAAACGAAUUUACAUAUAAGUGAGGGAACCCGCACCACCAAAGGUAUCGCGGGUUUAACGCCAAUCAAAACAAAAUGAAAAGGAGUAGGAAACCCAAAAGGGAUUUUAGCAAGAAAGCCACUUGUGCAGAAUAAAAAAUUGCAAGGAGUAGCUGAAGUACCAAAGUAGAAUUAGUGGUUAACAUAAACAGAUGAUGGCCGAUGAGUAAAACGUCUGCAUUGAGAGGGUAUGUAGCGGAUGGACCAUCCGUACGGUUGGUUUAUUGGUCAAAUAAUAUGCGAGAAGGAGAUGUAAUAAGAAAGAAGGAAGGAAGGAAAAAAAGAAACAACUAGAGGGGAAAACAGAGCAGUGAGAAGAAGAACAAUUAAAUAAAAAUAAAACGUUCUGAAUCUUCGGGUCAUUGCGCUAUGAACAGAGCCCGGUCAGGUUAGGCAUUGUGGGAAGACGAUUGAUGCAGGUUGACGGACUGGCAUGACUCUACGCACCGAAGGUAGAACAGAAAAGCUGGAACUGAGGAAUGUAAGAUAAAUCCGGGGCCCAAAUGACAGAUAGAAAAGAUAAAGAAAAGGCGUGUGGGUGAAAAGAAGUACCAGGGUAGUAAAAGCGAACUGGUGCGUAUAGGUGCAGACGAGAUGCCUGAAGUUGGCAACUAGGGGUAAUGAAAUCAGUCAUUUCGUCUUUAGUGUCCUCGAAGACAAGCUUCACUUUGUAUGGCAUAAA